GCAGGCCUGGAUUCGCGAGGCUUCCUCUUUGGACCCGUCCUGGCUCAGCGACUGGGAGUCGGGUUUGUGAUGAUCCGUAAGAAGGGGAAGCUCCCGGGCCGUACAGAGUCCGUCUCCUACACUCUCGAAUAUGGCCAGGCAGAGCUCGAAGUUCAGAGCGACGCCGUGGAGCCGGGCCAGAAAGUGAUCUUAAUCGACGACUUGCUGGCCACAGGAG
Gekko japonicus is the source of this 217-nucleotide messenger RNA. RefSeq names its product adenine phosphoribosyltransferase-like. The transcript is spliced from 2 exons. Gene Ontology annotation, cellular component: cytoplasm. Gene Ontology annotation, biological process: adenine salvage; AMP salvage. The annotation marks the transcript as partial. Lineage: Eukaryota; Metazoa; Chordata; Lepidosauria; Squamata; Gekkonidae. The record is from RefSeq and is a predicted model, not a curated record. Gene Ontology annotation, molecular function: AMP binding; adenine binding; adenine phosphoribosyltransferase activity.